Stegastes partitus (bicolor damselfish) is the source of this 2338-nucleotide messenger RNA. RefSeq names its product cdc42 effector protein 3. The coding region runs from base 494 to 1432 and encodes 312 amino acids. Gene Ontology annotation, biological process: regulation of cell shape; positive regulation of actin filament polymerization; positive regulation of pseudopodium assembly. The transcript has 2 exons. Gene Ontology annotation, molecular function: small GTPase binding. NCBI's taxonomy places the organism in Eukaryota, Metazoa, Chordata, Actinopteri, Pomacentridae. The record is from RefSeq and is a predicted model, not a curated record. Gene Ontology annotation, cellular component: cytoplasm; cytoskeleton; plasma membrane.
CUCCGUCCAGAGCGCUCCAGAGUCAGUCGCAGCCCGCCGCUAAGAGGUUUACCUGCCCGGAUUUUACCACACAGUCCACACAGGUUAUUUCCAGCAUGAUGACGGAGCGACGCGUCUCUCUGUAGAUCUCCAGUGUUUUGAUGUCACAUUCCUGAAGUUUCUGGAGGACGAGGCGGCAGCGGAUCGGACGCUUCAUCAUUGCAGCUGGAAUACAGAGACGAGGACUCUUGGAUAUGGCUUUUCUGUGCAUGAGAGGAAGCUGAUCUGAGGUCAAGGCCUUCGUCCUCUCCCCCGGAGUCACAUGUCAGCGUGAGGCUCAACCCCCGGGUUGCUAUCGCUACUCUGACCGACCUACAUACUUGUUAGCCCAUUUAGAGAAGCAGCACAGACGGGAUCAGACGAGUGAGUUUGCUUUGGAGCUGUUGACUCUGCUGCUUUUAAGCACUCUGGGAAACUGCUGAAGCCGCUGAGAGCUCGCGCCGAUCACCUCAACAUGCCGGCAAAGACGCCCAUGUACCUGAAAACGACGACUCCCAAGAAGGGGAAGAAGCUGAAGCUGCGCGACGUGCUGUCGGGCGACAUGAUCAGCCCGCCGCUGGGCGACGUCCGCCACAGCGCCCACGUGGGACCCGAGGGCGAAGGCGACAUGUUCGGAGACGUGGGCUUCCUCCGGGGUAAGAUGGACAUGCUGCCGUCGCUGAGUCGGGCCCAGAACGGACACUCGCGCUCGCACAGCGUCGAGAGGAACGUGGACGACGGCUUCGGCUCCAAACACGACUCCCACAGCUACGCCUACAACGGCUUCCACUACCAGCACUCCACCAGCGGCCUGCUGAAGUCCACCGUGUCCAUGCCGGUGUUCAUCGCCCACGAGCAGGCGCCUCCCAAACCCCCACGGCUCCACCUGGACGACCCCUCACCGCAGAACCACCAGAACCACCACCAGAACCAUCAUCAGAACCACCACCAGAACCACCAGCAGCCUGCGGACGGCGGCCACAAACAGGCCAACGGCUGCGUCCAGCAGCACCCGACCCUGUCGCUCUGUGAGAACGGCGUCGUGGGUCGCCUGGCGUCAGAACCCUGCCGGGACAUCUGCCUGUCGCCCGCCAUCCGCAAGCUGGUCCCGUCCUCCGGCUCCUUCUCCGAGGUCUCCUCCGAGGACUCCAUGUCGGAGACCUGCGGGCCGCUGGACGUCCGCCGGGGCCUCAGCCUGGACUCGGACGCCGGCCUGAGCAACGAGGACCUGAGGAGCGAACGCAGCGAGUCGCCCUGCGCCGCCUUCCACCCCGCCGGCCUCACCGCCUCCUCCGCCGUGUCCCGGUCCGACUCCAUGGCGGGGUUGGACCUGGAUCUGGGCCCGUCCAUCCUGGAGGACGUCCUGAGCAUCAUGGACCGAUACAAGACUGUGGACAACCGGUGCGAGCUGUGAAGAGAUUAAUGUGACAUACAGAUGUUUUUUAUACAUUUAAUAUAUCCUUUAAAAGCAAAGGAGGGAAACAACUUCUUCACCAACUCUUGACUGCUGAGUUUAAAGGUAAUGAAAGACUAAAGGAGAGUUUUAAGUGCAGGGACGCUGCUGCUGACGACAGCCGAGGCAACAGGCUGGUCCUUGGAGCCUUCAUGACGCUGGACUCCCUCCGAUAAACAUUAAACUGUGAGAUAAGGAGCAGAACGGCAGGAAUAUUAUCAGAAACCUUCCUCUUCUGUGGAUAAAUACACUGUACCGUCUGUUAUUCGGAGGAUUUUCUGCUUCGUUAAUGGUUAACAAACUGCACACUGAGUCAGAUAUUAACGUCUCCGCAUCGAUCCGGGAAACAUCGCAGCCGCUGAUGGUUCGCUGUUUCUCACAUCAGAGGAUGUCCAGUUUAUUUAUGCAGUAGAGUUUAAAUGACACAAGCUCAGUCAGACGAAGCUGAUCUUUUAAAGCUGCAGGCCAUAACCAGUCUUAAAGUGUUUCGGGACAGGAGCGUCUUCAGUGUGAAAUGUGAAGAACUGCUGAUUGGACGGUUUGCAGCAGCCGAUGGUCACUUGACGCCAUCUGGUGUUGCAUCUGGGAACAGCAGCACCGACGCUUCACUGACGGGCUUCUUUCUGUGACCAGAGACGUUUAUUCUUGUUUAAAAAAAAGAAAAAGAAAGAAGAAGCUUUAAUUGUAAGAGAAGUGCUGCUUUGUAGAUCAUUUUCAGAUACUGAUCUUUUUUAAAAACACUCUUCGUCCGUGUCGCUGUCGGCCUCGUUCACUGUCUGCAUAUCACAGUAGCCUAUUACUCGAAUGUCAUUUAUGCUGUAUAUACCUCUGUAAAUGUCUAAAUAAAAUGUUUCCUAUAAAGAAAAA